Diospyros lotus (date-plum) is the source of this 2733-nucleotide messenger RNA. RefSeq names its product protein NUCLEAR FUSION DEFECTIVE 4-like. NCBI's taxonomy places the organism in Eukaryota, Viridiplantae, Streptophyta, Magnoliopsida, Ericales, Ebenaceae. The record is from RefSeq and is a predicted model, not a curated record. The transcript is spliced from 3 exons. Gene Ontology annotation, cellular component: membrane. The coding region runs from base 283 to 2082 and encodes 599 amino acids.
CUCUCUCUCUCCUGUGAUUUUUCUUCGUCGCCUGCUGGAGCCACCAGUGGAUGUCCACUCAGCAUCAAUGGCAAUUCCAUAAUUAACUCAAACAUCAGGGUGAAGUACGUUACAUAUCUGAUCGACGGCUGGUCCAGCCAUCAAUAUCAUUCCUCCGGUUGUUCUGUCCACGACACGAAAUAUGGAAAGUCAGCAAGGUAGAAGCCAGAGAAACUCUUGGGAUUAGCUGUUCCUGUUUCAGAUCUUUCAAAAUCAAUUUCCUUAUCCUCCUCUCCCAGUUCGAUGAUGAUGGGUCGAUUCCGGGAGAAGUUGGUGGCGUUCUUCAAUAACAGAUGGCUGGUGUUUGUGGCGGCAAUGUGGAUUCAAUCAUGCGCCGGGAUUGGGUACUUGUUUGGGAGUAUAUCGCCUGUGAUAAAGACGUCUUUGAAUUACAAUCAGAGGCAAAUUGCGAGGCUGGGCGUGGCCAAGGAUCUCGGAGACAGCGUCGGGUUCUUGGCUGGAAGUUUGUGCGAGGUCUUGCCUUUAUGGGCUGCUCUUCUUGUUGGAGCUGCCCAAAACUUUGUUGGCUAUGGUUGGGUUUGGCUGAUCGUCACCGGCCGAGUUCCGGCUUUGCCUUUGUGGGCUAUGUGCAUUCUUAUAUUUGUGGGGACUAACGGUGAGACAUACUUCAACACAGUAGCAUUGGUCUCAUGCGUGCAAAAUUUUCCAAAAAGCCGGGGCCCUGUGGUGGGAAUAUUAAAGGGAUUUGCUGGGUUAGGCGGUGCAAUUCUGACUCAGAUAUAUGCAGUGAUCCAUUCCCCUGAUCAUGCAUCACUCAUAUUCAUGGUUGCAGUUGGGCCAACUAUGGUGGUUAUUGCCCUUAUGUUCAUUGUCAGGCCUGUUGGAGGUCAUAAACAAGUUAGGUCAUCUGAUGGGAUGAGUUUCUCAUUUAUCUAUAGUGUGUGCCUCCUUUUGGCUGCUUAUUUGAUGGCAGUCAUGCUUCUCGAAGAUUUAAUUGAUUUGAGCCACACUGUGAUCAUAAUUUUCACAGCCAUUUUAUUUGGUCUCUUAAUAGUUCCUAUUUUGAUUCCUGUCUCCUUGAGCAUUUGCCCUGAGACAAGAGAUUCAGAAGAAGCAGCUCUUCUUAUUGAACCACAGAAACAAGAAGCCAGCAAAUCUGAACGUGAUGCAAAUGAGGUUAUAUUUAGUGAGGUGGAGAGUGAGGUGGAAGAUGAGAGACGAAAGGGUGUGCAGUCUCUUCCAGCUUCAGAAAGGCAAAAGAGAAUCGCCCUACUGCAAACAAAGUUAGCUCAAGCAGCUGCAGAAGGAGCAGUGAGGGUCAAGAGGAGGAGGGGCCCACAUAGGGGUGAGGACUUCACCUUGAUGCAGGCUUUGAUAAAGGCAGACUUUUGGCUAAUAUUUUUCUCCCUUCUAUUGGGGUCUGGAUCCGGUUUGACAGUGAUUGAUAAUUUGGGUCAGAUGAGCCAAUCUUUAGGUUAUGACAAUACUCAUAUCUUUGUUUCAUUGAUUAGCAUUUGGAACUUUCUUGGCCGCGUUGGUGGAGGUUAUUUCUCUGAGAUGAUUGUCAGGGACCAUGCUUAUCCAAGACCAGUGGCAAUGGCUGUUGCCCAAGCCAUAAUGGUAUUUGGGCACUUCUUCGUUGGCAUGGGUUGGCCUGGAGCAAUGUACAUUGGUACUCUGCUGAUUGGACUGGGGUAUGGCGCACACUGGGCAAUCGUGCCAGCUGCUGCCUCUGAAUUGUUUGGCUUGAAAAAGUUCGGAGCUUUGUACAACUUUCUCACUCUGGCAAAUCCUGCUGGUUCCUUGAUCUUCUCUGGCCUGAUUGCCAGCACUAUAUAUGACAGUGAAGCCGAGAAGCAAGCCCAUCAGCACCAUCAACCUCACCGUCAAUGGGAUCUGGGAUCAAUAUUUUUAGGUAGCCUUGGUGCGGAUGAACCACUGAAAUGUGAAGGUGCUGUGUGCUUCUUCCUGACAUCUAUGAUAAUGUCCGGACUUUGCGUCAUUGCAGUUGUUUUAAGUCUGAUUCUUGUCCAUCGCACCAAGAUUGUUUAUGCCCACCUUUAUGGAAAAUCUCGUACCUGACUUGUGGGAAGAGAACCAAGUUCAGAAAAUCAUUUUGGAUUUGAAUUGCAUUAUCAGUAUAUUUAGGGCAAAGGAGCCGCCAGCCGGCCAUUCCACACUGCUUCCAACCAUUGUUUCUUAAACUAUUGUGAGGAGAGAUGGAGGGGAAUCAUACUCCAUAAUAGCUCGCCAGAGAAUGAGAAUCAGAAUCAGACAUGCUUCUGGGGCAUUACAAUAUAUUGCCGUGUAAAUGUGCAGUGCCUCGUUGUUCUGUAAGAUUUUCUGCUUUGAAUGUUGAAAUGUUGUAUGUUGUCAAAGUUGGGACACUUUCUUGGGGGUAACAUUUUGUCGUUAAAGUCUAGUUUUGAAACCAAUUCAUGAUGGAAAUAUCGUUUGCUGUUUCGACCAAGAUUUUCUCCAGCAUCAGAGCUUUUGCAUUUCUAGCAUCAAAUCUCGUGUUCAGAAUCAAUUAGAGUUUGGGUCUUGGGCUCUUAGCUCAGCAUCUCACCGCCUGAUGGUGACACCCUCUUAGGAGGGAAAGUGUUUGGUCAUCAUGGCCUUGAGCCAUGUAACUGAAGUCACUUAGUAGAACUCUUGUGAGCAAUGGAAGUAUGAAUAUAUAUAUAUAUAUAUCCAUCAUUUUCCCCAUAUAUAUAUCAUCAAUGCAGAGUA